Messenger RNA from Zea mays, 3477 nucleotides. RefSeq names its product DEAD-box ATP-dependent RNA helicase 40. Lineage: Eukaryota; Viridiplantae; Streptophyta; Magnoliopsida; Poales; Poaceae. The transcript is spliced from 8 exons. The record is from RefSeq and is a predicted model, not a curated record. Gene Ontology annotation, molecular function: protein binding; ATP binding; RNA helicase activity. Bases 1172 to 3103 code for a protein of 643 amino acids.
UAACUCCUCGAGCUAAAAAAAAAACGCAAGAAAACAGGGCAAGACCACAAAUCCAAACCCCCGCAUCGUCCUCGUCGCCGCCACAGAGCCCCUCGUCUCGGCCGCCCUUCGCCGCCUCCGCGGAGCAGGCAUCGCAGGAGACCAAAGAUCCGGCCAGCUCUGAUGUCAGGAGCUAGUGGCUCAACCGGGCGCGCGGCCCCGCGGUACGCCCCGGAUGACCUGACGUUGCUCAAGCCGUGGCGCGGCCUCGUCGACGGCACCACCGGCUACCUGUACUACUGGAACCCGGAGACGAACGUCACGCAGUACGAGCGGCCUAUGCCCCCUGAGAAUCAGCUGCCCCCGCCCCCGCCCCCGUUGCCUCCCCCGCCUCCCCGGAGCCGCGACCGGCGCGACAGGUCCAGAUCCCGAUCCCGCACCCCUCCCAGGCGCGACCGCCGCGACCGCGACCGUGACGACGAGCAUGCGUCCUCCAAGACGGCGUCUUCCCACCACCAUCCGGCUCCGAUAGCCGUCGCCGACUAUCCGUCCACCGAGGCAUACCGACGCCGCCAUGAGAUCACCGUCACGGGGGAUAACGUGCCGGCUCCAAUAACUUCAUUUGAGGCUGGUGGCUUCCCAUCAGAAAUUCUGAAGGAGUUGCAUGCGAGGGACCAAGGUCUUCAAGUAUGGCGAGGGAAAUGGAUCGUGCACAUGUGCUCCAGUUGCCUGCUUGUUUCUCUUUAUUUGCUUCAUUGUGCUAAAUCAGCGCUGGCUAUGUGUACCGACUGCUUAUCUCCAUCUGUGGCAGAUGCGAUAUCUGCUCCGAGGGGGAGCUAAUGUCGUAUGCUGCCUCGCGCGCCCUUGGCCAAUCUAUAAGUGAGAUGAGCUGAGGGCAGGUCUUGCUGAUGGAGCUGCCAAGGUGGGUGAACGCUCGAGGUUGCUCGCUUCCUCCCUGGGGGGCCGCCCAUGGAGCGGAGGAGGGCCACCCACUCGUGGCACCCACGGUGGCUGAUUUGUCGCUCUGCGUCCAAUUCUUGGAAAAGGCUCCUUGCAUGGAUGAUGGGCUUCUUCUGGGGCUUGACCCAUGGAGGUCUGGCCCAGGCUGUCAACGCCCAUCCAUAUAUAGGAUCGGGUGGCAGCUGCUGGAAGGGGCCUUGUGGAUCAACGGUCUAUGCCUGAGUGAGCCUCCAUGGACUCUGUUAGAGCUUUUUCUACUUCGCCUUGUGUGCGCAAGUCUACACAUUGCGGGAACAUUUUAUUUAUACAACGUGCUGGAUUUGCAAGCCCAACACCUAUCCAAGCGCAGUCAUGGCCAAUUGCUAUGCAAAAUCAAGAUGUAGUAGCUAUUGCGAAGACUGGAUCAGGCAAAACUCUUGGUUAUCUACUUCCUGGAUUUAUGCAUAUCAAGCGCCUGCAGAACAGCACUAGGAAUGGUCCAACAGUGCUAGUUUUGGCCCCAACAAGGGAACUUGCAACGCAGAUUCUGGAUGAAGCUAUGAAAUUUGGAAGAUCAUCUAGAAUUUCUUGCACGUGCCUAUACGGUGGUGCUCCUAAAGGUCCUCAGUUGAGAGAUUUAGAUAGAGGGGUUGAUGUUGUUGUUGCAACACCUGGAAGGUUAAAUGACAUUUUGGAGAUGCGAAGGGUAAGUCUUAAGCAAGUGUCAUAUCUUGUUCUGGAUGAGGCUGAUCGCAUGCUGGACAUGGGCUUUGAGCCACAAAUACGGAAGAUAGUGAAAGAGAUACCUCACCGUCGGCAAACCCUUAUGUACACCGCUACUUGGCCCAAGGAAGUCCGGAGGAUUGCAGAUGAUCUUCUUGUCCAUCCUUUACAGGUGACAAUUGGAAAUGUUGAUGAACUUGUUGCUAAUAGUGCUAUUACUCAGCAUAUAGAAGUCAUAACACCCUCAGAAAAACAACGGCGCCUGGAGCAGAUAUUACGAUCCCAGGUUUCAGGUUCAAAGAUAUUAAUAUUUUGUACCACCAAGAGGAUGUGUGACCAACUUGCAAGGACACUCACCAGGCAGUUUGGAGCUUCAGCCAUUCAUGGUGACAAGUCCCAAAGUGAAAGGGAGAAGGUCCUGAAUCAUUUUAGAUCUGGGCGCUCUCCUAUUUUAGUGGCAACUGAUGUUGCUGCGCGAGGUUUGGACAUCAAAGAUAUCAGGGUAGUGAUCAACUAUGACUUCCCCACUGGUGUUGAAGACUAUGUUCACAGGAUUGGCAGGACAGGAAGGGCUGGUGCCACUGGUGUUGCAUAUACAUUUUUCUGUGAUCAGGACUCAAAAUAUGCUGCUGACCUAAUCAAAAUUCUUGAAGGGGCAAACCAACAGGUGCCCCGUGAUUUAGAGGAUAUGGCUUCUCGUGGUGGUGGGCGAGGUAAGAAGAGGAACCGUUGGGCAUCCCGCUCUGAAAGGGGUGGUCCACGAUCUGAACUGGAUUCAAGGUACAGCGGCAGAGAUGGAUUAGCAUCUUCCGGGAGAUCAGAGAGUGGUCGUGGCAGUCAUGGAAGGGAUGAUUAUGGUAGCCGUGGCAGGUAUGACUCUGGUGAAACUGAUGGGCGAUCUCGUAGGUCUGCUAGAGGUCGCAGUAGAAGUCGUAGCCCAAGCCCCAAGAGGUCACACCAUCAUGAAGCUAGGCGUAGCCGAAGCAGGAGCAGGAGCCGAAGCUGUAGAAACUUUCGUGCUAGCCGCAGCAAGAGUCACAGCCCUGUUGCUAGCAGUAGGCAUGAAAAGGCUGCUGUUAUUUCAGGAUCUACUCAACCUAACUUGGGGUAUGCAGAGCACAAAAGCCCUCCAAGAUCUCACUCUGGGGAUGACCAUGUGAACCACCCUGAUCAAAAGGAUGACCACAUGGGAGAUGGGAAGAUGGAAAGGGUUGAUCUUGAUCGCUCGCCCAGCCCACAAUAUGAUAAGUCUGCUCCAUAUAGUCCUGCGUACAAUGGCAAAGCCAGUGACUCGAUGAGCCCUAAUGUUCAGCCAAAGGCAGAUGCCAAAUAUGUCAAACCUUCUGGGAAACCUGAGCCUGCAUCUCCAUUGCGCCACAGCAAAGGCAGAGAUGAUGAUGAAGGUAUCAUAGACGACGAUGGAGAGAUUGCUGAGGGUGAGAUGAUGAUGAAGGUAUCAUAGACGAGGAUGGAGAGAUUGCUGAGCGUGAUUUGCGUGCAAGUGCAGCUGUGUAGAGAAUGGUAAUAACUGACGGAGAAUGGCCUGCAUCUUCUGUGACAACAAGACUGUUAUGCAAACUGCAGUCGUUCCCAUCUGCAAGAGUCCAGAAUGUAGAAAUGCAUUUGUGCCAUUAAAUGUCUCGUAGGACCUAUGAUAAUACAUCUGCCAUAUAUGAACAAAAACUGUUGAUGUAUGUCCUGUUGUUUGUUAAACUUCAAUGACUUGUGUUCUGGUGUCUUACUGCUAGUUCUGUUAAGUGAUUUAUGAUAAAACAUAUUGUCAGGUCUGGAAGUGAUAAAUUUAUGAUACUUGUCAGGUCUGGAAGUAGUUUAUUA